This is a messenger RNA of Neurospora hispaniola, 522 nucleotides long. RefSeq lists its product as uncharacterized. The transcript has a single exon. Bases 1 to 522 code for a protein of 173 amino acids. The record is from RefSeq and is a predicted model, not a curated record. NCBI's taxonomy places the organism in Eukaryota, Fungi, Ascomycota, Sordariomycetes, Sordariales, Sordariaceae.
AUGACCACAACCAUGGAAGUCCUAGCACUCCUGCUGCUAGCCCUCUCCUCUACAAGCAGUGUCUCCGUCAUCGCCAUCCCCACCAUUCCUCAUGCAGAAAUCACGAACGGGACGAUUACUAACACAACCGUGGUCCCUUACACGGCAUCGCAGGUCUCGCAGGUCUCGCAGUCACAGCUUUUACAGCUCUCAGCGACCACCUCUAUGUUCCCGAGUCUGACACGAAGUCUGACACCGAGUUUGACACCGAUUCUGAUACCGAGUCUGACACGUAGUUCGACACUCAGUAAUAGGAACAGUACCAACACCAACAACGGCACCGUAACUGGUCCCUCUCCAGAUGGAGAAAGGGAGCAUCGCUACGACCCAUCAGCAGUAGUGGAAAGUGUCUUGGGAACAGUGGCGCUAGUAAUCUUAUGUUUGGUCUGGCUUUACCUCCAUGGGGAGAAGCAUUGUGGUGGGGGGAGGGGGCCGAGGCAGAUGAGAGGUGGGAGGGUGAGGUCUGUGAGGUCGAGGUACUAG